Polistes canadensis is the source of this 1126-nucleotide messenger RNA. RefSeq names its product perilipin-1-like. Bases 319 to 945 code for a protein of 208 amino acids. NCBI's taxonomy places the organism in Eukaryota, Metazoa, Arthropoda, Insecta, Hymenoptera, Vespidae. The record is from RefSeq and is a predicted model, not a curated record. Gene Ontology annotation, biological process: lipid storage; positive regulation of triglyceride storage. The transcript is spliced from 3 exons. Gene Ontology annotation, cellular component: lipid droplet; cytosol.
GGUAGAACCACAAAGCAUCAAAUAAAGAAGAGUAGGGAUGAGAGUCGUGGCUUCGAUCGACGUCGCGAGAGUUUCGGUUUUUGAUAUAAACCAGGAUACUUCUUCAGGGUCGUUUAUUCUAAAUUUAGAUACAGUAAAGGAAAAGAAAGGAGAACAUAGAAACGGUGAAAAAGAAAGAGAAAGACCAAAAAAAAAAACAAAGAUAGAAGAGAACAAUUUCGGCAGAACGAAUCUUUCUAAAAAGUCCUUUUUUCGUGAAAGCCGCAAGGACUUUCGCAUAAUAGUGGAAAUAAAAAAGGUCUAUUAUUAAGACAGAUAAUGAAGAGUAUGGAUAACUCUGAAAGUUCAUUCGAGAUCAGAGAGACACCUUCGAGUAUCGUUCGCAUCGCAUAUCGUCAACUAAGUAUUAUGACUGGCAUGAAUGAUCUCGCUACUCCGACGCUCUCUAAUAACGAUAAUAAGUUAAUUAAAAAAGAAGAAGAAAGUUGUAUAAUCUGUACUCGACGUCUCUUUCGAUUACCGAUAUUCUUGUCGGUAAGCUCGUCGUUUUGUCAAGCAUACACGACAAUUAAAGAAUCCCAUCAAUCCGUUACAACCAUUUUUGAAAAUGUUGAAAACGGAUUGUGCAAGAGUGCCGAAUAUGUUAGACCAUUGACCAAUCAGAUCCACGAAACGUUAGAAACACCAAUUAAAACGAUUGACAAUUUCGUUUGCGUUGGUUUGGAUUUUAUGGAGGAAAAAGUACCUUCCAUAAAAUCUCCACCUUAUGAAAUUUAUCAAAAUAUCAGCAAUAAUAUUAGAUUGGCUGCCUCAUCAAUAAUGAACAUAUUUUUUAUUACAUUUUCCAACAUUGUGGGAUACGCUGACCGAAUAGAAGCAUCCAUGGAUAAAAAUAAAGAAAAAAAGGAUGAUAAGAAUAAUAACAUUAUCGAUAAUGUCAAGUGAUUUUUAAAUUUUUUCGACUAUCUUUAUUGCAGGCACUUGUAAAAAAGAAACAGAGGAAAAAGAAAAACACACAUUUAAUAUAACAUACAUGUAAAGUACGUUAAUUCAUUCAUUCAAUAAGAUCAUGCAUGUAUAUGUAUAGGUGACCUUACUAUCUCAUAUACAAAUGAAUUUAAUUCAA